CAUAAUUUUGUUUUGAUAUUUACUAUUGGAGUAGAGAGAUUUAAUAAAAAAUCUGGAAGUGGUGACACUUGUCGAGUAUAUAAACUUGGUUUCAAUGCUUGAGUAAAGGCAAACAGAAAUUGACUAACACUGGAAGUGGAACUCUUAAAGUGACAUGAAAAAUUAAAAUUUGUACUUCAAAUAAAAUAUAAAUAGCAUUAAAUCAUAUAAAAUUUAAUUUAAAAGGAAAAAUGAGUUACUUGCGCUCGACUACCAUGAUCUGCCUCUUUACCACUCUCAUUUGUCUGCAAAUGGCCAUCAGCUCGGCACGUUCGGUCUCUGACAUACGUGAUUUGGAUAAUGACAUUUACAAAGGUUUGGAUAGUCAAUUAGCCUCUGGGUAUUAUUACAUUAGUGACGGUCGGAUAACGCCUAUAAGCAGCAGCAUUCGGCGCAAAGAUUACGGUUAUUCUAAUGGCUAUUCUGUAUAUUUCCAACCGAUUGUGCGAGUCAAACAUCAACAUACAAGGAAGAAGUUAUUUGUGCCUAAUUUAUUUGGCUAGAUGAAUAAAAAGAAGAAAUGCGCGAUGUUUGAAAGUACAGACUGAUCCCUAGUUGUUAGGCACAUUCCUUUAUAAGCUUAGGGGAAAAUAUUAAUACUCGUACAUCUACUAAGUACUUUUACUUCUAAAUAAAAUUAUAUUAAAGAUUUGGAUAAAUAAUUACCAGUUAGUGAUGGUUGUAAUAACAAUUGUAUAAGCCUAAGAGUAAU
Messenger RNA from Anastrepha ludens (Mexican fruit fly), 751 nucleotides. RefSeq lists its product as uncharacterized. Lineage: Eukaryota; Metazoa; Arthropoda; Insecta; Diptera; Tephritidae. The coding region runs from base 231 to 542 and encodes 103 amino acids. The record is from RefSeq and is a predicted model, not a curated record. The transcript is spliced from 2 exons.